This is a messenger RNA of Trichoplax adhaerens, 3159 nucleotides long. RefSeq lists its product as uncharacterized. NCBI's taxonomy places the organism in Eukaryota, Metazoa, Placozoa, Uniplacotomia, Trichoplacea, Trichoplacidae. Gene Ontology annotation, cellular component: cytoplasm; exon-exon junction complex. Gene Ontology annotation, biological process: nuclear-transcribed mRNA catabolic process, nonsense-mediated decay. The transcript is spliced from 31 exons. Gene Ontology annotation, molecular function: protein binding; RNA binding. The record is from RefSeq and is a predicted model, not a curated record. The annotation marks the transcript as partial.
AGUAGACCAGAAGAGUCUUUCUUUCGAUCGCUGGAUUCUAGUGUAAAAAGAAAUACAACCUUCGUUAAAAAACUGCGCACACUUAGUGAUCAGCAACGUGACUCUAUCUUUAAAGAUGCACAAUCUCUCAAUCUCACUAAAUACGUACCGGAAGUGGUGUCUGCUAUUUUAGAAAGUAAAAUGAAGCUAUCCGAUGUUUCCUGCGCUAUUCAAAUUUGUUGUUUGAUGCACCAACGUUAUUCUGAAUUCGCCACUCUAUUGCUGAAAGGAAUGCAAUCAAGCUUCACCGAAACUAAGGACGAUGAUAAAUCAGUUAAGAUCGCUCGCUAUCGAGUCACUUUACGACUACUAGGCGAGCUGAUAAUUAUCGGAGUAUUCAAUGAAAGUACAAACGGUACCGAUAUCUUACAUUCUGCCUUCUCUGGUAUAAUUACAAUUGACAAGGCCACCUUUGAUUAUUUACCGGUAGUAAUUAGUUUCUGUCGCCAUUUUUGCGAAGACUUUUUUGGAAUAACUCCAAGAAAGAACCGGCUGUUAAUAGAGAAAUUCAACUUUCAAGCUCCAGCUAGUAAAAUCAUAUCGGACAACAAAAAGAAGCAAUUCCGUUUGGUAGUUUUUGAUUAUCAUGCUGCGCUAGUCAAAUAUCUGGAGAAACAGCAUAAAGAAAUACAGAGAAUGACACGGCAGAACUUGAAGAUAUUGCAUACAAAAGGAGAGUUGAAUGAAGAAAGAAAGGAAAAUUUGGAAAAGUCGAAGAAAUCAUUUGAGAAAUUGCAUGUUCAUACGGGAACAAUAUCGGAUAUUUUAGACUUAGAUAUGCCAGAUCUUCCUCAAGACGAGCAACUAGAAGAAGCUGAAUCUUUCGGAAUUUCCCUUUACUGCCCCUUUCCAGCUUCAGAGCUUAAUGGUGAUUAUCUUUGGGAAGAUGAAGAGACUAGAUCGUUUUAUGAAAAUCUAAAGGACUUGAAAACUCUUAUGCCAGCGAUCUUAUUCAAAGAGUCUGAAUCUUCAGGAGAUACAAGUGCCGAAUCAAAUGAAGCUAACUUUAUCCAAAACAACAUCAAACUAGAAACGAUUGAUGAAAUCAGUGAAAGCAUUGAAAAUUUAGGCAUUCAGGAUGAGUUGAAAGAUAACAACCCAGAAACUUCUGAUGAAUCAAAGGUGGACGAAUCAAUGACUAGUCUUUUCGAUACCUAUCUGCGCCAACUUGCGACAUGUAGAAAUCGAGACUUUAUUGAUGAAGCAGCAACAGAAUUUAUUACUAACUUUAAUACAAAAGGCAACAGGAAAGCCUUAGUACGCUCAUUGUUUAAUGUUCCAAGGACAAGACUGGACUUACUACCAUUCUAUGCAAGAUUAGUAGCAACUCUAACUGCAUGCUUUUCAGAGAUUGGUCCAUCUCUUAAUGUAAUGCUUAUGAAAGAUUUUAUGUAUCGGGUUAGGAAAAAAGAUCAGAUACAUCUGGAAGAAAAGAUAAAGGCUGCCCGUUUUAUCGGUGAAUUAACAAAGUUUAGAAUCAUUUCUAAGGAUGAAGCCCUACUAUGUUUGAAAGUGGCUUUAAAUAAUUUUACUCACCAUGUUAUUGAUAUGGCCUGCUGUUUACUGGAAACUUGUGGACGCUUUCUCUUGCGAAAUCCUGAUUCUCACAUUCGAACUAAAAAUCUACUGGAAACAAUGAUGAGAAUUAAAUCAGCACGCCAUUUAGAAGAGCGUUAUGUAAUUAUGAUUGAAAACGCUUACUACCAUUGCUUGCCCCCCGAAGAUGAAAAAGUGGAGGUUCGAACUCCAUUACAAGAAUAUAUAAGAAGACUUGUGAUCAAACAUCUGAUUACUACAAACGUCGAAAAGAUUUUACGACAGUUUCGAAAACUAUCAUGGAAUAAUCAAGAAAUAGCGGACUAUGCAAUAAAAUUCUUAUCGUCGCCUUGGUAUAUAAAAUAUAAUAAUAUCCACAACCUAGCUAAUCUGCUGUCCGGUCUUGCGGAAUAUAGGGAAGAUGUUGCGGUAAUGGUUGUUGACAAUAUCAUGGAGGAAAUUAGGCUGGGUUUAGAGAUUAAUGCGAUGAAAUUAAAUCAAAGGCGCAUCGCUACUAUCAAAUACCUGGGAGAAUUAUAUAAUUACCAAAUGAUUGAAGCCGAUGUUAUUUUCAACACUCUCUAUUCCCUAAUCACUUUUGGAUUGCUUAAAGACCACAGCUCUAAUGAUAUCGAUCCUCCAGAUAAUUUUGUACGAUUGCGAUUAGUUUCUGUUUUGUUGGAUACGUGUGGAGAAUUCUUCGAUAGAGGAUUUAAGAAGAGUAGACUUGAUUGCUUUCUUGUAUAUGUACAGCAUUAUUUUUGGCAAAAGAAGAGCAAUGUUUACUGGGAGACGCAAACGUUUCCAAUAGAAAUAGAGAAUUUACUAUUAGACUUAUUGGACUCCUUACGUCCAAAACUGAAACCGUGUAAUAAUCUGACGGAGGCGAAAGGAGCCAUAGAGGAACUAGAGCAAAAUUUGCUCCUUAUUGUAUCUUUAUCAACUAAUAAUAACGUAGACUUAGAAGAUCAACACCGUCAACGACAUACAUCUUCGGGCUCUCAAUCUCACGAUACACCUACUCAAGAUGAUGCAGAAGGGCAAGAUGUUGACAUUGCUGAAGAACUAGAGGCUGAUGAUACUGAUGCUCAUAAAUCACAAUCCGAUACAGAAGAUGUUUUGUUUGACGACAGGGAUGAAAUAGCUGAAGGAGAAAAUGAAGACGUUACUAUACUUUCUGGUGGUCUGAAAGCGAUGCCUUGUGAGGAAGACGACGAUUUUCAGAAAGAAUAUGAGAAGGCAUUAGCAGACGAUUUACUGACACGACGUCAACAUGGUCCUAAAGUUCCAUCUUUGGAUGCUCCAUUGCCUUUCAAUAGAAUAUGUAAUUUUAGUGUGAGCUUUAUUUCUAACAUUUAUUUCAACGUAGGCGAAAAUCUCCAAACUGACGAUAUAAAUUUCGUUUUAUUGACUCGUAAGUCGAAUAAGCUACAGUAUAAGGAAGUUAAUAUUCCAGUAUCAGAUGCUGUAGCUGCUAACAUUCGAGAAAAGAUUGCUCAAGAAAAAGCUGACAAAGAAGAGAUGAAACGACUUGUUUUAAGUCAUGAUAAACGUCAACAAGAAGAGUCCUUUAACGGUAACUAG